Messenger RNA from Lentinula edodes (shiitake mushroom), 1077 nucleotides. RefSeq lists its product as uncharacterized. Bases 1 to 1077 code for a protein of 358 amino acids. The transcript has 3 exons. The record is from RefSeq and is a predicted model, not a curated record. NCBI's taxonomy places the organism in Eukaryota, Fungi, Basidiomycota, Agaricomycetes, Agaricales, Omphalotaceae.
AUGUCUCUUGCACCAUCCACAUCAGCUAGUAGGGGAGGCGUUACUUUACAACCAUCUUUUUUCACCUCUUCUCUCUAUGUCAAUCCCUUUCGAGACGACAUACGAACACUUAUACAUGCUUACCAUGAACAAUACUCUCAAUCCUCGGAGAAGCCGUUUGCGCUUUUCAAGAAAGUAUGGCGUGCGCAGGGUUGGGAAUGGCUACACUGCAAAGUCUUCGACAAUCGUAGUAGGGAAGCUCUUAUGAAUGUGUCACACCGACUCUUCUUAGAGCGUACAGUGAAAACAGAGGCGCCCUUUACGCGUGUCGUCGCGCUAUUUGGGCUGUAUACAUUCUUCAAUACUCAACCUACAGGCUCUGCACCCCCUUUGUACUCGAUGAAGCAUAUUCUUAUUCCUAUUGACCAGUACUCUUCCCUUCUGCUCCUCCCGACGACACUGGUGUCAGAAAUACUGCGACCGUUACAGCCAUACGUGUCACAUAUACUCGAAUGUCUAGUGAACUCUGAGGUUUUUCAUAUCAUUCCCUCUUCAAAUCUCAAUGCAUUCAACCCUCGCCAACUUCCUCGGGAACUCUACGUAGAUUCAAUAUCUUCUGAAUCUGACUUACAGAAAUCUAAGAAAGCAGGGCGCCCUACAAAACGUGACAAAGCCAAGAAAGCAAAGGCGGCUCUCGACGGCAUCGACAAGUGGAUGCACAAGACGUCGGUGCCAAGUCAUUCGAUGGAGGGUGGCCCUGCCUUCGGAGCACCAGCGACGACGCAUUACCUGCUUGCUCAACCUCCGACCCAAACUCUGACAGAAUACAAAGCAGACAAAGCAACCAUGUUGGAUGCAAUAGGUUUCUCUCCCAAUCAUCCUUCCGGUGUCCAUUCGGCAAUGGAGCAAGUGAAUCACGAUGUGUUGGAAAGGCUCAGACAGCUGCAAGAGACAGAGGGCCCAAAGCUUAAAACAGAAUCAAUGUCUUUUGCAGGGAAAGAAAGAGCGGAGCGUGCAGUUAGAGAGAUGAAGGAAAAGGGUGGACCAGGAUUACUUGGUUUGCUCGAAGGCAGUGGAUUGGAGGAAUCUUGUUCGUAA